Sporothrix brasiliensis 5110 is the source of this 435-nucleotide messenger RNA. RefSeq lists its product as uncharacterized. The record is from RefSeq and is a predicted model, not a curated record. NCBI's taxonomy places the organism in Eukaryota, Fungi, Ascomycota, Sordariomycetes, Ophiostomatales, Ophiostomataceae. The coding region runs from base 1 to 435 and encodes 144 amino acids. The transcript has a single exon.
AUGUUUACAACCACGGCUACCGCCACCACAAGCUUCAGCACCACCCCAGUCACCGCCACGAACGCCGUCAGCAUCGGCUGCGCAAAGAGGGACGAGAUCGAGAUGAAGACGGGCCCCCAUGGCAACGAGUUUGACAACGAGUUUGCCGUGGGAGACUGCGCCGGCAGGAACAGCCCCAACUACAGCCUCAGCAACAGCGGCCGCAGUUGCGGCAGUUACGGCAGCGGCAACGACCAGCUCUCGUCGACGCCUCGCUCCAGCCACCAAGAUGCCACGACCACGACUACGACCUCGCCGUCAUCGCCGACGCCCGACAAGCGCCCCAAGCCCCACGGACGGGGUCUUGACAUUGCGAAAGCGGCCAGUGCGGGCGGCGGCCGAGGCCAUCAGGUGACCCGGCCGAGCCCGCUCCGCUCCAUGAUGACGGCAACGUAA